CUAUAAUAAUUCUUAACCAGCUUGGGGGAGCCUAUAUUUGUUAUGGGGGAAUAAAUCAGAACUAGGUAUAAAGGCAAUACUUUGCUGAAGCACGAGGGCAACGACUUGAGAGAUUGGGAAUUAAAUAAAAUUAAGUGACGUGAAAAUAAGAACUUAUUCAAGUAUCUCCAGAACUUAAAAGAGCAAAGGCUUGCAUAAAAGUCUAAUCAAGUUUUUAAUUAACAUAUAUAUCUGUACAAUGAGUGAGUCACCAGUCGGCGAAAUAUGUAUACCCGGAAUGCGGCUAAGUCCUUCGCAGGGGUACUUAUGUGGCCAAGGCACAUAUGAGCUAAAAGGGUACAUUUAUGCUGCUCUGUGUGGUAUUCUGAAAGUGGAGGAAGAUAGCAACGCUAAGUUUACAAAACUCUCCAUUGAAACUUUUGUAACACCAACCAUACUUCCAAAGGCUGGUGAUAUAGUGACAGCCAAAGUGACUGUAGUAAACUCAAGGCAGGUCCACUGUGCAAUACUGUGUACAGGGCCGACAAUCUUGACGCAAUCUUAUAGAGGUAUUGUCAAGAAGGAGGAUAUACAGUUUAAGCAUAAGGACAGUAUAGAUCCAUACAAGUGUUUCCGACCUGGUGACAUUAUAUUGGCAAAGGUGCUUCCAUCUACAGAGCUCCAUUGGUACCACCUAUCAACAGAAGAUAAUGAGCUAGGUGUUGCUAUAGCAACUGCAGAAGGAUCUCCGCAAGGUGUGACCAUGAUACCCAUAAGUUGGUCAGAAAUGCAAUGCCCAAAAACAUUGGUAAAGGAACCAAGAAAAGUUGCGAAAUUGGUACCAGAAAAUAUUAAUGAUGCAUUACUUCCUAUGCAUGACACUAAUGGCGAAAACCUACUUCGGAGUACAUAAAUAAAAUUGACUAAAAUUAUUGA
Molecule: messenger RNA, 915 nt
Organism: Pararge aegeria (speckled wood butterfly)
Lineage: Eukaryota; Metazoa; Arthropoda; Insecta; Lepidoptera; Nymphalidae
Gene: Csl4
Product: exosome complex component CSL4
Exons: 4
Coding region: 239-892 (217 amino acids)
Biological process (GO): RNA processing
Cellular component (GO): cytoplasm; nuclear exosome (RNase complex)
Molecular function (GO): RNA binding
Source: RefSeq, a predicted model, not a curated record